This is a messenger RNA of Staurois parvus, 872 nucleotides long. The record is from the annotation of a GenBank genome assembly. Lineage: Eukaryota; Metazoa; Chordata; Amphibia; Anura; Ranidae.
CAAGUAAAUACACACUGCACCUCAUAACAUGUAUGUGUGAACUGGUCCUAACUUCAUUUGUUUCCUCUACAGGUAGAGGAGAAUCUGAUGGUGCAAUCGGAUGCUGCGGAUGGCUUCUAGUCAUUAUAUCGUUUUUCUUCACAAUUUUGACAUUUCCGAUCUCCAUAUGGAUGUGUAUAAAGGUUGUGAAGGAGUAUGAGAGGGCAAUCAUUUUCCGUCUGGGCCGUAUUGUGAGUGGUGGUGCAAAGGGUCCGGGUCUCUUCUUUGUGCUUCCCUGCACUGAUAGCUUCAUCAAGGUGGAUAUGAGGACCAUCUCAUUUGACAUUCCCCCACAGGAGAUUUUGACUAAAGACUCAGUGACAGUCAGUGUGGACGGCGUAGUCUAUUACCGGGUACAGGACGCCACCUUGGCUGUAGCGAACAUCACAAACGCAGAUUCAGCCACCAGACUUCUAGCGCAGACCACCCUCCGCAAUGUCCUGGGCACGAAGAACCUGGCUGAGAUCUUAUCAGACCGGGAGGAGAUUGCACAUAACAUGCAGUCCACACUUGAUGCUGCCACUGAUGACUGGGGCAUUAAACUAGAGCGUAUGGGGAUCAAGGAUGUCAAGUUGCCAAUUCAACUUCAGCGGGCCAUGGCAGCAGAAGCUGAGGCUACCAGGGAGGCAAGAGCCAAGGUAAUCGCAGCAGAGGGUGAGAUGAACGCUUCCAGAGCUCUUAAAGAAGCUUCCAUUGUAAUCACAGAGUCCCCAGCCGCCUUGCAGCUCAGAUACCUCCAGACACUGACCACCAUCGCUGCAGAAAAGAAUUCCACCAUCAUCUUCCCAUUGCCCAUCGACAUGUUGCAGGGACUGAUGGGUGGCAGGAAGUAG